Molecule: messenger RNA, 378 nt
Organism: Fusarium tjaetaba
Lineage: Eukaryota; Fungi; Ascomycota; Sordariomycetes; Hypocreales; Nectriaceae
Product: 60s ribosomal l35
Exons: 3
Coding region: 1-378 (125 amino acids)
Biological process (GO): translation; maturation of LSU-rRNA from tricistronic rRNA transcript (SSU-rRNA, 5.8S rRNA, LSU-rRNA)
Cellular component (GO): cytosolic large ribosomal subunit; ribosome
Molecular function (GO): mRNA binding; structural constituent of ribosome
Source: RefSeq, a predicted model, not a curated record
AUGUCGUCGGGCAAGGUCAAGGCUGGUGCGCUCUGGGGCAAGAACAAGGAUGAUUUGACAAAGCAGCUCGCUGAGCUCAAGACCGAGCUUGGUCAACUCCGCAUCCAGAAGGUCGCCUCUUCUGGCUCCAAGCUGAACAGGAUUCAUGACAUCCGCAAGUCGAUCGCCCGUGUCCUGACCGUUAUCAACGCCAAGCAAAGGGCUCAGCUUCGACUCUUCUAUAAGAACAAGAAGUACGCCCCUCUCGACCUCCGACCCAAGCAGACUCGUGCCAUCCGCCGUCGACUAUCACCCGAGGAGAAGUCCCGUGUCCUCGAGAAGACCAAGAAGCGCACUGUUCACUUCCCUCAGCGCAAGUUCGCCAUCAAGGUACGAUGA